Messenger RNA from Aethalodelphis obliquidens (Pacific white-sided dolphin), 1930 nucleotides. RefSeq names its product gamma-aminobutyric acid type A receptor subunit gamma3 (gene GABRG3). Lineage: Eukaryota; Metazoa; Chordata; Mammalia; Artiodactyla; Delphinidae. The record is from RefSeq and is a predicted model, not a curated record. Gene Ontology annotation, molecular function: extracellular ligand-gated monoatomic ion channel activity; GABA-A receptor activity. Gene Ontology annotation, cellular component: membrane. Bases 182 to 1585 code for a protein of 467 amino acids. Gene Ontology annotation, biological process: chloride transport; monoatomic ion transmembrane transport; gamma-aminobutyric acid signaling pathway. The transcript has 10 exons.
CGCGGCCGGCCGCCAGAGCCCGCACCUGUCCCGCCGCGGCGGCCCGGCACCCGAGUCGCGCCACGUUCGGCGACAUCGGAGGCAGCGAGGGCACGGAGAACCGGCGGAGGCGAGGCCCGACCCGGAGGAAGCCGCGCGCGGCCCGAGGCCUCGGACCCUGAGCCCCACGUUCCACGGCACCAUGGCCCCAAAGCUGCUGUUGAUCCUCUGCCUGUUCUCGGGCUUGCACGCACGAUCCAGAAAGGUGGAAGAGGAUGAAUAUGAAGAUUCUUCAUCAAACCAAAAGUGGGUCUUGGCUCCAAAAUCCCAAGAUACAGAUGUGACUCUUAUUCUCAACAAGUUGCUGAGAGAAUAUGAUAAGAAGCUGAGGCCUGAUAUUGGAAUAAAACCCACCGUAAUUGAUGUUGACAUCUAUGUUAACAGCAUUGGUCCUGUGUCAUCAAUAAACAUGGAAUACCAAAUUGAUAUAUUUUUUGCCCAGACCUGGACCGACAGUCGCCUUCGGUUCAACAGCACAAUGAAAAUACUUACUCUGAACAGCAACAUGGUGGGGUUAAUAUGGAUUCCAGAUACAAUAUUCCGCAAUUCCAAAACUGCAGAGGCUCACUGGAUCACCACCCCUAAUCAGCUCCUCAGAAUUUGGAAUGAUGGGAAAAUCCUUUACACUUUAAGGCUCACCAUAAAUGCAGAAUGCCAGCUGCAGCUGCACAACUUCCCCAUGGAUGAGCACUCCUGCCCGCUGAUAUUCUCCAGCUAUGGCUACCCCAAAGAAGAAAUGAUUUAUAGAUGGAGAAAAAAUUCGGUUGAGGCAGCUGAUCAGAAAUCCUGGCGGCUUUAUCAGUUUGACUUCAUGGGCCUCAGAAACACCACAGAAAUUGUGAAAACAUCUGCAGGUGAUUAUGUUGUCAUGACUAUAUAUUUUGAAUUGAGUAGAAGAAUGGGAUACUUCACUAUUCAAACAUACAUUCCUUGUAUACUGACUGUGGUUUUAUCCUGGGUAUCAUUUUGGAUCAAAAAAGAUGCUACACCAGCAAGAACAGCAUUAGGCAUAACCACAGUACUGACCAUGACCACACUCAGCACCAUAGCCAGGAAAUCCUUGCCUCGUGUUUCCUAUGUGACAGCCAUGGACCUCUUCGUGACCGUUUGCUUCUUAUUUGUCUUUGCUGCUUUGAUGGAGUAUGCUACCCUCAACUACUAUUCAAGUUGUAGAAAACCAGCUAGCACUAAGAAAAAGACAUCGUUACUAUAUCCAGAUUCCUCAAGAUGGAUUCAUGAACGCUUAAGUCUACAAGCCCCCUCCAACUAUUCUCUCCUUGAUAUGAGUCCACCACCACCGGCAAUGGUUACCCUAAACAAUUCCGUGUACUGGCAGGAAUUUGAAGACACCUGUGUCUAUGAGUGUCUGGAUGGGAAAGACUGUCAGAGCUUCUUCUGCUGCUAUGAAGAAUGCAAAUCAGGAUCUUGGAGAAAAGGGCGUAUUCACAUAGACAUCUUGGAACUAGACUCAUAUUCUCGGGUCUUUUUCCCUACAUCGUUCCUGCUCUUCAACUUGGUCUAUUGGGUGGGAUAUCUGUAUCUCUAAAUUUUCCUCCUGGUGAAAAAAGAAGAGUGUUAGGUUUCCUUCUAAACUUUGGCCCUACCCAGACCAAUAGUGAUCAAUUGGAGUAGCAAGGAAAGAUACUACUCAGUUUAUCUGAAAUUAUGUAAUACCUUUGAGCAGCGUAGGAGUAUGUGGCAAAUAUUUCUAUUAUGUAUUUCAGGCUCACACAAACAUGCGAGCACACAAACAGGUUAAUUGAGUUUUAAAGUGAUAUUCUUGUUAAUUCUUACUGAAUCUGUAACGUGGAGAUAUAUUUUUCUGGAUAUUGGAAGCAGCUGCGAAUUUUCCUUGUGAAGAAAUCUGUGAAACCUACAAGCAAAUAUCUGA